AUGGUCGCAACUACAACUACUUCCCCAAUUACAGCAGCAACUACCCCAACUACAACAAAAACUACCCCAUCAACCACUAACCCAACAACCACAAAAACAACCACAACCCCAACUACAACAACCACUACCCCAAUGACAACAACUACUGCCCCAACUACAACAACCACUGCUGCAACUACAAGCACUGCCCCAACAACAACUACUGCCCCAACUACAGCAACCAUUCCCCCAACUACAGCAACCACUGCACCAACUACAGCAACCACUGCCCCAGCGGUUGCUUCCACAACCACAACUACUACUGCCACCACAUCUACAACAACCUCGACACAGGCAGCUACAACGACCACUGCCAGUGAUGCCUGUUGUGUCAGAAUGGGAAUGCUGCACCUGCUGAUUGGACUCCUCAUCUUCAUCCUGUUUUAGAUUUCAGAACAAAAAUGGAUGAACCUUUGAAUCCACUUGAAGGACUCUGAGAGAACCUUCUCUGGUCUUUGGUGUACUUGCUGCCAUCUUUGAUUGGUAGUCACACAGAUUAUAAAAUACAUAUUUAGUCAAAAGGUGAUAGGGACUGGGUGAAGUUAAAGUGAGCUUAGUCAGCACCAAUGAUAGACACACGAUCACAAAACUUUAAAUUAACUUUUGUUCAAUUUAUUUAUAUAUAUAUUUAUUACUUUUAAUUUAUGUUAAACAGAAAUAGUUCCACGGAUAAACUACUGGGGAUUCACUUAGUUGUUGUCCGAUUAACUAUUUAAAUUAUUUAAAAGAUUUAUUUCAUGUUUCUUCAUUUCCAUUAUUUAAUAUUAUUAUAAACUCAUAUAUUGAUCUCAAUGGUGCGAGAUUCUAAUCAACUCAAAUACCAUUGUUUCUUUUAAUUCUCUCAAUAAUUUAUUUAUAAAUGUAUUGCUUUUCUUCAGACUUUACUCAUGUUAAAAUGUAGAAAAAUACUUGUUUUGAUUAUUCUUUUGUA
Molecule: messenger RNA, 970 nt
Organism: Pleuronectes platessa (European plaice)
Lineage: Eukaryota; Metazoa; Chordata; Actinopteri; Pleuronectiformes; Pleuronectidae
Product: integumentary mucin C.1-like
Exons: 1
Coding region: 1-426 (141 amino acids)
Source: RefSeq, a predicted model, not a curated record